UAACUGACUAUACUUUACUCUAGCUGCUAGUUACAGCUAGUUUUACACUCAAGUUAGUUAGUGGCAGAUGACUAUUGACUAGUGACUAGUGACUGGGUCAAGUCAAGUCUCCAAUGACCCCAAUGAAUAAACUGACCUGAACUCAAAAGAUUUUUUUAGAUAAAGAGUUGAAACCACAUUCGAUGAAGGGAAGGCACCCAAAAGAUCGUUGGCGUAGCUGCUAUACUACUAUACUUGGUAUACUAUAAACAACAUGAUAAAAGCACAAAUGACGAGCAGGUGUAGCAGGAAUGUCCUAUAGUCUACUAUAAACUGUUUUGUACAGACUGAGGCAUAAGGCAUAAGGAGAAAGGCCCACUUACUUUACUUUUUUGUUAAAUGUUCUUGUAUUUCUAACACUAUACUGAGCGCAGACAGGGUUCACUGGGAUGUGUUCACUGUAUGUCCAGGCUUCCAAACGGCAGUUGCCUGACAAGAGCAAGGAGAAUGCAGUGUGGCAGAAACUGUCAGUCGAAGUCAGAACAUCUUUGGGGGUGUCUCAAAAUUAUUCGCCUUGGACAGGGGGUGCGAACUUUGCAGGAGAAGGGCUUUCCCUCACCCAAAGGGUUGUGGACAUUCUCAAUGUUGUGGCCAUCAAGGUCAUGCAAGCGGACGCAUCACGGCGAUCCGUGCCCCAGUGCCUAGAGCAUGUGUACGUUGACGUGUCACAGAGUCAUGCCCGGUUGAACUUCACUCGGCGCAACGGUCUCACUGGAGCUUUCACAACGGCCACUGAGCUUUACUCCUACAAGGAAGACCGCGUGGUCCUCCCCCAUGAGAUGAUGUGGAUGCAUGGUUUCCCUGUGGAUUGCUCUGUUCCUAGCACAAUUUCUCCGGGGGCCUUCAAAGACAUGAUUGGCAAUGGGAUGAGCCUUCCAUCCCUGGCCACAAUGGUGUGGGCUUUGCAGGUUAUGAUGGCACGGGGCUUUGAGGCUCCUGAGGGGUCAGCCAUGGAGGUGAAGAGGGUCAAGAAUGUAGUAGACAAUGACUUGGAGAUGGGCGCGCAGGAAAUUGGCAAGGUAGUGAAGCCACGAUCGAGGCCCCUCAAAUGUCGACACACGCUGUGACCUUGUCAUCCCCCCCUCGUUCCUAUGGAGAGCAGCGCCUUCCUGUUUUUUCUGAGAGACUGGUAGGUAGUAGCUGCUAGAUUCUAGAUACAGAUCGGGUAGGCCACUGGCGCUAGCGGGCUAGCCACUAGCGGCUAGAUAGAGGCGGCUAGGCCAGGCGGCUAGACCCGCCCAGCACAGAGGGCGAAGCUUUGUGAUGAUAUAGUGAUAGUGAUGGUAGUGGGACCAUACCAUACCGUAUUUGUAUUUAUAGUUAUUGAGCUGUGGGUUAGGUUCAAGCUCUCAAUGCCAGCCUAAGGCCUAAGGCCACACUUUGGUCACUGUUGCCAUUGCACUGCGGGGCAAACUGGAGCAAAGCAAACAUGUAACUUUAUAUCAUUCAUAGACUUAGACAUAGAGACGUAGAGACACAGACUCUAGACACUAGACUAGUGACUAGCGACUAUGACUAGGGACUAGUGACUAGAC
This is a messenger RNA of Durusdinium trenchii, 1574 nucleotides long. NCBI's taxonomy places the organism in Eukaryota, Dinophyceae, Suessiales, Symbiodiniaceae. The record is from the annotation of a GenBank genome assembly.